AUGAUCUCGGCAGCAGAGUCGUCCAUAACUGUUUUCACGCUGGAUCCGAAGGAGUUUAAUCGUCACCCGGCCAUCGCCGUCAACGGUGCGGCCUUACCGCUCGUCCGCAAGCCCAUGCUCCUUGGCGUGUGUUUCGAUCCGCUUUUCACGUUUGCGGACCAUGCCAGGGAGGUCGCAGGCAAAGUGGGCCGCUGCAUCAAGGUCGUCAAGGUUCUAGCAGGCAAAUCCUUGGGCUGCUCGAAAGAUACUCUGGCGACCACAUUCAAAGCGCUGGCCAAGCCGCACCUCACUUAUGGGCGACCAAUCUGGCCUCCUACGAUCACCUCUCCCAGCCUCCACCGCCUUCAGUCAGCACAGAACGCUGCCCUCCGCACGAACACGGGUUGCUUUAAAAUGUCGCAUAUCGAUCAUCUCCAUGCAGAGGCUUCUGUCCUGCCGGUCGCCCAUUAA
This is a messenger RNA of Dibothriocephalus latus, 450 nucleotides long. NCBI's taxonomy places the organism in Eukaryota, Metazoa, Platyhelminthes, Cestoda, Diphyllobothriidea, Diphyllobothriidae. The record is from the annotation of a GenBank genome assembly.